Auanema sp. JU1783 is the source of this 1557-nucleotide messenger RNA. NCBI's taxonomy places the organism in Eukaryota, Metazoa, Nematoda, Chromadorea, Rhabditida, Rhabditidae. The record is from the annotation of a GenBank genome assembly.
AUGAGUGACACUAACGCGGCAUCACAGUCGGAGUUUAAUAUUGUCACAGAAGGAAAAGCCAAAAUAGGUUUCCAUGGCCCUGUGUUUUACAAUCCUGUCCAAGAGUUCAACAGAGACUUAACUAUCUCUGUUUUACGACAGUUUGUUCACGAACGAACAACGCAGAAGAAGGAAGAACAAAUGGAAGAAAGUGAAGCUGAACCACAACCCAAGAAGAAAAAAGUGUUUAUUGAUAAUGAGGAUGGCUCAAUUAGAAUUCUUGAUGCUCUCUCAGCCACUGGUCUUCGAGCAAUGCGAUUUUCACAAGAGGUCCCAAAUAUAGAAUAUAUUCUUGCGAAUGAUUUUUCUGAGAAUGCUGUUGAAUCCAUCAAAGAAAAUAUCAAACUUAACGGAGUUGAAGAUAAAGUUAAAGCUCAUUUCGGUGAUGCAGUUAUGACAAUGAUGAACCAUAGAAAUCUUGACAAAAGGUUUCAUGCUGUGGACUUAGAUCCAUACGGAUCAGCUUCAGUUUUCCUUGAUUCUGCUGUACAAUCAGUAGCUGAUAGAGGAAUUUUGAUGGUUACAUGCACUGAUAUGGCUGUGUUGUGUGGUAACACUCCAGAAGCAUGUUACAACAAGUAUGACGCUGUAACUGUGCGAUUGAAAAGUUGUCAUGAAAUGGCUCUGAGAAUACUGUUAAGAUCAAUUGAUUCACAUGCUAACAGAUAUUCGAGAUAUAUUGAACCUCUUGUGGCUAUUUCCAUUGAUUUUUACGUCAGGGUUUUUGUCAGAAUGCAUACAGGCGCGAGAAAUGCCAAAGAUAGCGGAACCAAAGUUGGUAAUAUCUAUGCUUGUUCUGGAUGUCAUGCUAUGGAAGUUACUCCUGCUCUCCGGAAGAUAGUGGAAGGCAAGAGCGUGAAGUACUCACCUAUUGUUUUCAAGCAAGAACUCAUGGGCGCUGAUAACAAAUGUGUUCAUUGUGGACACUCUGUUCAUCAAGCAGGACCUAUGUACAUCGCUCCGAUUCACAACAAACAAUUCGUUAGCGGAAUAUUAGAAAGCUUGAAAGCAACCCCUGAAGAUCAACGACUAGGAACCCACAACAGAUUACUAGGAGUUUUGAGUAACGUUUGUGAUGAACUUGAUGAACCUCUCUACUACGAGCAUGAUCAAUUAGCUAACGUUGUGAAGUGUUGUGUUCCUAAAGCAAUCAACGUUCGCUCAGCUAUUUUGAAUGCUGGUUACCAGGUUUCUGGCUCUCAUUGUAACCCUAGAGCUUUAAAAACAACUGCACCUCCAUCAUUCCUCUGGGAUAUUAUUCGAACUGUGGCUGUCGAAGGCAAUGUCAAUAAUAAUAAAUUGGACGAAAAAGCUCCUGGACGUAGAAUAUUAGAAAAACAAAUAACGAAUAAAAUUGAUUUUACCCUCCAUCCUUUGGCUACUAACCAAACUAAGAGUGAUCAAAUGAUCAGAUUCCAAUGCAAUAAGGGUAAAAAUUGGGGACCUCGGCAGAAGGCAAAGGGAUCUGUUAACUCAACCCAAGCUGGUUUCCAAACAACCCAGCAUCUUAAAAAUUAG